Siniperca chuatsi (mandarin fish) is the source of this 8370-nucleotide messenger RNA. RefSeq names its product plexin-A2-like. Gene Ontology annotation, cellular component: semaphorin receptor complex. The coding region runs from base 412 to 6147 and encodes 1911 amino acids. Gene Ontology annotation, molecular function: semaphorin receptor activity; protein binding. The transcript has 32 exons. Gene Ontology annotation, biological process: negative regulation of cell adhesion; regulation of GTPase activity; semaphorin-plexin signaling pathway involved in axon guidance. The record is from RefSeq and is a predicted model, not a curated record. NCBI's taxonomy places the organism in Eukaryota, Metazoa, Chordata, Actinopteri, Centrarchiformes, Sinipercidae.
AGAGAGGUUAUGUGGCAGCCUGAAAAUGAUCAAUCCCUGAACGAGGCGGGAGGGUCACUUGAUACCGGCUCCCUCUCAGCGGCUGACGGAGAGAUUCUCACUGCUGUCCUGAUGACUUUACAGGUUGUGCGUCUCGGCAGCGCGUAGAAUAAAUUAACCGGCAGUUUAUCUCGCUGUAUUUGGCGUCCGAACACAUUCACUGACUGACUGAGUCGCGGGACGUUCCCCCAAAAUCCCUGCGAAAUAACCGGAUCUGCACUAUUCAUGAAUGAGUCUCCUCUUAUUUCAAGAAAUAUGUGAAUAUCACAAGACUGCACUUCAGCUCAUCUUUUUCAGUGCAAUCCUGCUCCUUGCUGACACACGAUCCCAGGUGUUUUGUCUGAGCUUGGUAAUUUUCGGAGCCCAGUGGGGAUGGGAACGUGCUUGGAUAAAGGAUGGACUUACUGCGGCCUCACUAAAGGUCACGGUCCUCUUAAGGUCAUGUCAUGGCCCCUGGCACUGUGGCUAUUGACUCUAAUCUCUGUGAAUCAAAAGACGACUGUUGGACAGACUCUGAACACCUUCCAAUCAGAGAGGAGGGAGUGGUCGCUGAACCACCUGACUGUGCAUCAGUCUACUGGGGCUCUGUACGUCGGGGCUGUCAACCGAAUCUACAAGUUGUCAGCUAAUCUCACCCUCCUGGUGUCCCAUGAUACAGGGCCAGAGUAUGACAACAAAGCAUGUUAUCCUCCACUGAUUGUCCAGCCCUGUUCUGAGCCUCUUGCCUCUACUGACAAUGUUAACAAACUGUUGCUCAUCGACUACUCUCACAACCGACUGCUGGCCUGCGGCAGUCUCUACCAGGGCGUCUGCAAGCUGAUGAGGCUGGAUGAUUUGUUUAUCCUCGUGGAGCCCACACACAAGAAAGAACACUACCUGUCCAGUGACAACCAGACAGGGACAAUGUACGGGGUUGUUGUGCCCUCGCAGGGUCAGGAUGCGACUCUGUACAUCGGCAUGGCCGUUGGUGGCAAACAGGACUACUUCCCAACUAUCUCCAGCCGCAAGCUGCCUCGUGACCCAGAAUCCUCUGCCAUGCUUGACUAUGAGCUUCACACUGACUUUGUUUCCUCUCUCAUUAAAAUCCCUUCAGAUACGCUGGCUCUUGUCCCACACUUUGACAUCUAUUACAUUUACGGCUUUGCUAGCGGCAGCUUCGUCUACUUCAUGACCGUCCAGCCGGAGACGCCUGAGAAUGGGAUGCCCGCUGGUGGCUCCCCUGGCGACCUGUUUUACACCUCUCGCAUCAUCCGCCUCUGCAAAGGUGACAAGAAGUUCCACUCAUAUGUGUCACUUCCUGUGGGGUGCAUACACAGAGGCGAGGAGUACCGUCUGCUGCAGGCGGCUUACCUGUCCAAGGCCGGCAGGGUUCUGGCAAAGUCGCUCAACAUCAGCGCCCAGGAGGACGUGCUCUUUGCCGUGUUCUCCAAGGGACAGAAGCAGUGCCACGACCCUCCAGAUCACUCUGCUCUCUGUGUCUUCACCAUCCAAGACAUCAACACACGCAUCAAGGAGCGACUGCAGUCCUGCUACCAGGGAGAGGGAAACCUGGAGCUGCACUGGCUUCUGGGAAAGGAUGUGCAGUGCACUAAGGCGCCUGUUCCCAUUGAUGAUCACUUCUGCGGCCUGGAUAUAAACCAGCCCCUGGGGGGUUCCCAGCUGGUGUUGGGUCAGACGGUGUACACUGAGAGCAGGGACAGGCUGACCUCUGUCACCUCCUACGUCUACAAUGGACACAGUGUGGUCUUCCUGGGGACCAGGAGUGGACGGCUGAAGAAGAUCAGGGUGGACGGUCCUCUGGAGGGAGGAGUACUGUACGAGACAGUGACCGUGAUGAAGGAUAGCAGCCCCAUCCUCCGGGACAUGGCCUUCUCCCUGGACCGGAACUCUCUCUAUGUCAUGUCUGACAAUCAGGUGGCCCAGGUCCCUGUGGAGGCCUGUGAGCAGUACAGUACAUGUGCUGAGUGUCUGAGCUCUGGUGACCCCCACUGUGGCUGGUGUGUCCUGAAUAACAUGUGCUCGAGGAGGGAUCGGUGUCAGAAGGCAGAGGAGACCUUCCGUUUCGCCACUGACAUUGACCGCUGUGUGAAGGUUAUCGCUCACCCGGACAGCAUUGCUGUAUCAGCACAUAGUGUCCCUCUGCUGCUGGAGGUGAAUAAUGUUCCAGACCUUUCUGCUGGAAUCACCUGUUCAUUUGGCCAGCAGGCCCAGGUGGAGGGUCAUGUCAACGGGAACAGGGUUAUGUGUCUGUCCCCGGCUGGGAAGGAGGUCCCUCAGAUACCAGAAGGACAAGACUGGGCUGGCGUAGAGCUUCGUCUGAACUCAAAGGAGACAGGUCAAAUGGUCGCCAGCACAGAGGUGAAGUUCUACAACUGCAGCACACAUAAAACGUGUCUGUCCUGUGUAAACAGCACUUUUCGUUGCCACUGGUGUAAAUACCGCAACCUGUGCACCCACGACCCCAGCAGCUGUUCUUUCCAGGAGGGCAGAGUCAACGCCUCAGAGGACUGCCCUCAGCUCCUUCACUCUGGGGAAAUUCUCAUUCCGGCCGGCGAGGUCCGACCCAUCACCCUGAGGGCCCGAAACCUUCCCCAGCCGCAGUCGGGCCAGCGGGGCUACGAGUGCGUGGUGCACGUGCAGGGUAUCAGCCACCGUGUCACAGCGUUGCGCUUCAACAGCACCAGCGUACAGUGCCAGAACAGCUCGUACAUGUACGAGGGUGUGAAGAUCAGUGACCUGGCAGUGGAACUCUCCAUCGUAUGGAAUGGCAAUUUCAUCAUCGACAAUCCCGAGAAGAUUAAAGUGCACCUCUACAAGUGCAGUGCCCAGCGGGACAGCUGUGGCAUGUGUCUGCGGGCGGAGAGGAAGUUCCAGUGUGGCUGGUGUAGCGGCGAGGGGCGAUGCACCAUGAAGCAGCACUGUCCUCCCAUCUCCCCCUACGCUAGCCGCUGGCUGAACCUUUCUGCCAGGAAAGUCAAGUGUACCAACCCACGCAUUACUGAGAUGAGCCCAGUGGCAGGACCUCUGGAGGGGGGCACACUGGUCACCAUCCAGGGCCUGAACCUGGGUCUGUCCUUCUCUGAGCUGGAGGGCAACGUGGAGGUGGCGGGUGUGCAGUGCACCCCACAGGAGGAGGGAUACAUUACUGCAGAACAGAUUGUGUGUGAGAUGGCUGAGGCUCCUAAAGGAAGUGCACCAGGUCCAGUGAAGCUGUGUGUUGGCGAAUGCAGACCAGAACUACGCGCACAGUCCUCCCAGCUCUACUCCUUUGUGACCCCUUCGAUGCUGGCACUGACCCCAGGCAGAGGACCUGAAUCCGGGGGCACCAAGGUCACCAUUGUCGGGGAGAAUCUGGGCGCUGGAAGCACUGUGAAUGUGUACUUUGGUAAUCAGACCUGUGAGCUGUACAGGAGGACCAUGUCGGAGAUUGUGUGCUUUUCUGCGCCAUCUGUGACGAGAGCCGGACCAGUGCAGGUCAGUCUGAGUGUCGACCGGGCCAAAGUUCCUGGGAGUCUGGCCUUUGAGUACAUAGAAGACCCCACAGUCCAGCGCAUUGAACCCCUGUGGAGCAUUACCAGUGGACACACCACCCUGACAGUGACUGGAACCAACCUGGAUGUAGUUCAGGAGCCACGGGUCAGGGUCAAAUAUGCCGGCCAUGAAUCUGUCAAUGUGUGCAAAGUGCUGAACACAACCACCAUCAGCUGCUUCGCCCCCUCUCUGAAGGCAGAGUACACUGCAGACCAGGAGACAAUCAAACACGUGGACGAGUUUGGCUUUGUCUUCAACAACGUCCAAGCUCUGCUGACUUACAACAACACAAGCUUUGUCUACUACCCUAACCCUUACCUGGAACCCCUCAGUCUAUCAGGUGUUCUGGAACAGAAACCUGGUGCUCCAAUCAUACUCAAAGGACGUAACCUGGUGCCAUCUGCAUCUGGUGGAGCCAGGCUGAAUUACACAGUGCUGAUUGGAGAUACGCCCUGUUCUCUCACUGUGUCUGACACUCAGUUACUCUGUGAGCCACCAAACCUCACCGGGCAGCACAAAGUCCUGGUCCAAGUAGGAGGACUCCACAUCUCUCCAGGAGAAGUUCACAUCCGGUCUGACAGCUUACUCACCCUUCCUGCUAUCUUCAGCAUCACAGCUGGAGGAGGGCUGCUCCUCAUCAUUGUCAUUAUAGUCCUACUGGCCUACAGACAGAAGUCACACGAGAACGACCUCACUCUGAAGCGCCUGCAGAUGCAGAUGGACAAUCUGGAGUCCCGAGUGGCUCUGGAGUGUAAGGAGGCCUUUGCAGAGCUGCAGACCGACAUCAACGAGUUAACGAGUGAUCUGGACAGAGCUGGCAUCCCCUACUUGGACUAUCGCACUUACGCCAUGAGGGUUCUCUUCCCCGGCAUUGAUGAUCACCCUGUGCUCAGAGAGCUGGAGGUGCCGGGGAGCGGACAGGCGAAUGUGGAGAAAGCCUUGAAGCAGUUUGCUCAGCUGGUGAAUAACAAGGUUUUCCUGCUGACAUUCAUCCGUACACUGGAGCUGCAGCGCUCCUUCUCCAUGCGUGACCGCGGCUACGUCGCCUCGCUCAUCAUGACUGCUCUGCAGGGCAGGCUGGAGUACGCCACAGACAUCCUCAAACACCUGCUCUCAGAUCUUAUAGAACGCAACCUGGAGAGCAAGAACCACCCCAAACUACUCCUCCGCAGAACAGAGUCUGUGGCAGAGAAGAUGCUGACAAAUUGGUUUGCCUUCUUGCUCCACAAAUUUCUCAAGGAGUGUGCUGGCGAGCCUCUCUUCAUGCUGUUCUGUGCCAUCAAACAGCAAAUGGAGAAGGGACCCAUAGACUCCAUCACUGGAGAGGCACGCUAUUCCCUCAGUGAGGACAAACUCAUUCGACAGCAGAUUGAAUACAAGACGCUGACGCUGAGCUGCGUGAACCCAGACAAUGAGAACAGCCCAGAAAUCCCUGUCAAGGUGCUCAACUGUGACACCAUUACCCAGGUAAAGGAGAAGAUCCUGGAUGCGGUGUACAAGAACAUGCCCUUCUCACAGCGACCACGGGCUGCAGACAUGGAUCUCGAGUGGCGGCAGGGCAGAACAGCUCGUGUGGUCCUGCAGGAUGAGGACAUCACCACCAAGAUAGAGAGCGACUGGAAGAGACUCAACACACUCAUGCACUACCAGGUGUCUGAGCGCUGUGUGGUGGCCUUGGUGCCCAAACAGAUGUCCUCUUUCAACAUUCCCUCCUCUGCCAGCUUCCCACGCAGUAUCAGCAGAUACGGUGUGGACGUACCCUUCCGCUCCAUGCCCACCAGCCCGGACAGCCCCCACUCCCGUGUGCCCAUGCUGACCCCUGACCUGGAGAGUGGGGUCAAAGUUUGGCACUUAGUCAAGAAUCACGACCACGGGGACCAGAAAGAGGGCGAGCGCAGCAGCAAGAUGGUAUCUGAGAUCUACCUGACGAGGCUACUAGCAACAAAGGGCACACUGCAGAAGUUUGUGGACGACCUGUUUGAGACCCUGUUCAGCACUGUGUGUCGGGGCACCGCCCUGCCUCUAGCAAUCAAAUACAUGUUUGACUUCCUCGACGAGCAGGCCGACAGGCACGGCAUCCAUGACAUGGACGUUCGCCACACCUGGAAGAGCAACUGCCUGCCCCUGCGCUUCUGGGUAAAUGUGAUCAAGAAUCCCCAGUUUGUGUUUGACAUCCAUAAAAGCAGCAUCACGGAUGCCUGUCUGUCUGUGGUGGCACAAACCUUUAUGGACUCUUGCUCAACUUCUGAACACCGUCUGGGCAAAGACUCACCCUCCACCAAACUACUCUAUGCCAAGGACAUACCGCAUUACAAAAGCUGGGUAGAAAGGUACUACGCUGACAUCAACCGCCUGCCUGCCAUCAGUGAUCAGGAUAUGAAUGCCUAUCUGGCUGAACAGGCCCGCCUUCACUCUAGUGAGUUCAACAUGCUUAGUGCCCUCCAUGAGAUCUACGCUUACGUCAGCAAGUACAGCCAAGAGAUCAUUGAGGCACUGGAGCAGGAUGAACAGGCCCAGAAGCAGAAGUUGGCAUAUAAAGUGGAGCAGAUCAUCUCAGCCAUGUCUACAGAGAGCUGAAACACACCCACACGCACACUAUGUACAGUCCAGUGCAUAUACAAUCACACUCAAACACUUAUACACACAUACACACACACACAGACAUACUACGCUGUACUACGCUGAUGUACGCAGAGACAUUGCCGAUUUAAUGGACCUACUGUAUAAACAGACUGACAAUACAUACACAAAGAGAUACAUAGACAUGCAUAAAUACACACAUACAAAUGUACAUACACAAGCCACUGCACACAUCAAACAGCAGAUCGUCCCAAAGCACGACUUUUGAAUCCAGUGUCAUCGUUUUUUCAGAAGAAACUCCAACAGGCAAACAUCCAACUUCUAAAAGGCUCCUAUAGAGAGAAAGAAAGAGGAUUUGGGCCAUCACAGUUGCUGAAUUUGCAGCCAAUUCUUUUCCGCUGGGUAAUGGUUUGUCUUUGUAGUGGGUGCUUAUACUAAAUGUGUCUGUGGCAUGGCUGGAGCUCUGAAGAGAACAGCGCUUAAUAAAAUGACUUAACUUGAAAAGUCACUGGAGGAGCUCAACAAAGACAGGAGCCAAUUUAAUGGGACAGCACAUGUGGUGAGACAAGACUCAAAGUACUUUUUAUAUGUCAAAGAUGAAGGACACUUAUUCGAACUACAUAUCACAGGCUUGGAGUGACAUCGCCGUUUAGAGCCAUUCAGAGAUGAGAUGUGUAACUUUGUGUUGUUGAGCCUUUUCCUAUUGCCUUUUAAAGGCUUACAAAAUGAACACUCUGGCAUCAUUACUUUUCAUUUCCCUACUUGAAACUCCCUGUCAUAAGUUAUUUUUUGUUUAAUGAAGAUUUUCUGAAUUACAACUCUGCUAGGGAUUGAACAGUAUACACAAAAUUUGUCAUUGACAAGGUGAAGAUCCAGCUCUUUAAUAAUACAACACUGAGAAGGCUUUACUUUCAAAUGUGAAAUAUAUGUAGAGAUAUUUCCAGUCCCAGUCCCUGGCUUUUGUGCCAAAUAUAAUGUCUCAUGUUUCAUUCAUGUUAAAUGCUCCUGUAGAAGCUAUUAAUAAUACAUGCCAUUGUAAGGAAAAGAUCCCAUUUAAGAUAGGAAAUUUUGUACAGUAAUGAUCUAUAGAGCACCAAUUCAACCACUCAAAGAUAAGUGGAGAAGAAAUUGAACUGUAGCAGAAAGCAUGAUUAACAAUACUAUGAGUCUGAUUGUCAUCAGAUUAGCCUAACCCUGGCCAACAGCGCCGCUCCCCCACCCUCCCUGUCUCAUCAGUCAUUGUUUACAUUCAGCGUGAUACUUGAAAUGCACCAAGUGUACGAGAUAUUAAGAACACCUGCUGCUCCUGUGAAGUAAUCUGGUCAGAUUAAAUUAGAUGAAGGCUUUGAUGCCUUAUUUCCCAAUGAAUCGAUUUUGAACAUAACCUGGAAAUUAAACGCAGGAAACAAACAGGAGAAGGAUUUCUAAGCUGUGGGUGCUGCAACAGAGUCUGUAGUUCAGUAUAAAGUAGGUGUUCCUAACAUUUUGUACACAGAGUGGAUAUAUGAUUAAUGAUAUGUGCUUGGAUCAGUAGUUGGUCCUUGUAAAGUUCAUUCAUUAAACAUCUGUUUGUUGCUUCACAGUGCUAUCUAGCUAUACGUCCUUACUGUUUCCAUGUUUCAGCGUAUAACUCAAGUUCUAAUUUUGCGUUGAAAUGUACAUUUUACCUGAUUGCAUGUUGUCUCCUUGCUGCAGUAUUUAUAGAGUGCCAUAUCUAAACUUUAAAAUGAUUAUCGUGAUGAAAAAUUCAGUCUGAGGCAUCAUGUUCAUUCAGGGUUUUAGUUUUGAUUGUUUGUAUUUCACCCAUUAUAAUGAUGAAAGAUGAACUUCUUUCCGUGCUUGAGGCUCUUCCAUAUAAUAGUCACCAUGACUGUCUAUCAGUGUCAUUCUGGAGCGCUGCUCUUUUUACCAUUUCAUUAUCAGUGGGGUUAAUGUACUCCCCCCAGGACCUUGAUUCAUGCUAAUCUAGAAGAAGAUGAUAAAAUAUCAAUAAUUAAUACAUUUCCUGUUAAGUGUUGAAAUAUGACAGAACUCAUUUGUUUCAUGUGUGGUUUGAUGAUAAUUUAUAAAUGUGUUGUGCAAUAAAUUGUCAGACAUUUAAACUGUAAUGUUUUUAAAAUAUAUAUUGUAUAAAUACUGUACAUAGAAAACACUCCUAUUUUGCAAGCAAAAGAUUCACUUUGUACUGUUGUUAUACAUUAAAUGCGCAGCUGAUGAAAA